AAAUCCCCCCAAAAAGUUGCCAUACGAGGGAUUUUGCUCCCCUCCUCCCCCCUCCCCUCCAAAAAAAUGAACCAAACACAUAAAAUCUAAAAUAUUCCCCCACAUCACCUCCACUCCCCUCCAAAACCCCCGAACCAAACAGACCCUAAUCGCUAAAAGUAGAAAAAAAACCUAACGGCGAAAAUCCCUUAAAACUGAGCGAAAUUCAAAAGCAAGUAAACAGCUUUUGUUGGAUGAAUCCAUCGAAGAAGAAUUUGAAAAUGCAGUCGACGAGCGUUGGUAGCAAGGAGGAAGGCAUGAAAGUGACUGAAGAGGACACACACAUCAAACUCACAUUGAAGAUGGGUCAUUUUGGGAGUCCAUUUGUCUACACAAUGAAAAGAAGCUGUCAAUUCAAAAAGCUCAUGAUUGAUUACAGUGAUAGGUACUCUAGAGAUUUUAAUUCAGUGUUAUUUUCAGCUGGCCGAGGUUGCAUCGAAGAAGAGAAGACUCCAAAUGAGCUGCACUUGAAGGACGGGGACAUAAUAUAUACAAAUUUCCGAUCUGGCAACAUCAUGCUCAAGAUCAAAGGCCAGGAUGGGUAUGAAGCUUCGUUCGAAAUGCGUUUUAAUUCUCGAUUGGAAAAGCUUAUGGAUUUUUAUUGUCGUAAAUAUUGUUUGGAGGUUACUGAAGUUGCUUUUCUUUUCAAUGGGCGUUUCCUCCGAGCAGAUCAGACACCUUCCAAGCUGCAUAUGUGUCAGGGAGAUGAGAUAUAUGUCGUUCUCUAUGAUCAGAUUGAUCUCAUCGAACUAAAGCAAAAAUCUCAGAUGGCAACUAAUGUUGAUAUUAGUGAUUCAAAGCUUUGGCCUGACUUAGAAACUAAAGCUUUCAUAAACAUUAUGGUUCGUAAAGCUACAUAUGGAAAUAUGUCAAAUGACGACGAGUGGGACUUUAUGACUUCUGAGUUGAAUUCGAUAACAAAUCGGACCUAUAAAAAAGAACAACUAAAGGAGAAAAUGCAUAGGCUACAAGCCAUGUAUCAUGAAUUUAAUUCACUCUUGCAAAACCCUGAGUUUAAGUGGAAUGCUGAAACUAACACUUUUAGUGCAAGUGCUGAGGUCUGGCAAAAUUAUCUUCAGGCACAUGAUAAAACUGCUCAAUUUCAAAAGAAAGGGUGUGACUACUAUUAUAAAUGGUUGGAAAUCAUAUUCAACAAAGAUAAUGCAUAUGGAGGAUUUCGUCAUUCAGACGAUGAUAUACAAGAAGUCGAGUACGCCACACAGAAUGGAAAGAGAAAAAUUCAAGUAAAAGAUCGUAAAUAUAGGAAAGGGUCGACAUCAUGUCAGAAGGGAGACAGACAUUUAACUUCGACCAAACCAUCUACGGCAAGAGCUAAGAGUAAUAACGGUAAGAGUUUGGAGGCUACUUCUCCGCAUGUAACAUUAGAUUGUUCUAUUACUAAGUGUGUAGCUGCUCUUGAAAAGAUAGAAGAUAUUUCAGAUGACAUCUAUGUAAAAGCCUUGGACAAAUUUCACGAUCCUAAUUGGAGAGAAAUGUUUAUUGCCAUGUCUAAUGAUAGGAGACGUGGAUGGCUAUUUAGACUUUAAAAUUUUACUUGCAUAUGUGCUGUUAAUGAUGAGACAUAUUCUCUUUAAGGUUAAGUUUUUUUUUUCUACUUUGCUGGUGAACUAUUGUCUGUGUUUAUAUUAUAUGACAUGUUAUAAUCAUAGUAGAUUUUGAUAGUAUUGAUGAUUUACCAU
This is a messenger RNA of Trifolium pratense (red clover), 1739 nucleotides long. RefSeq lists its product as uncharacterized. The record is from RefSeq and is a predicted model, not a curated record. The coding region runs from base 234 to 1586 and encodes 450 amino acids. The transcript is spliced from 7 exons. Lineage: Eukaryota; Viridiplantae; Streptophyta; Magnoliopsida; Fabales; Fabaceae. Gene Ontology annotation, molecular function: protein binding.